AUGCUAUCUUGGCUGCAGACAAUUUUUUGUUCAACGCAAAUAUUAGAUGUUAAUUCAUUAUUAGAUCUAGAAAAUACAUUAGAUUUCUUAAAAGCAUUUGAAAAAAAAGAAUUAUGUGAAAAUGAAGAGAUAGAACAAAAGAGCCAAGAUUUAACUAAAACAAAAGAUAAAAAUUUUUACGAAAACCAAUCUAAUUCAAAUUUAUUAGAUGAUCUUACAAAUUUUAUAGACGAAUGUUUUAACAAUGGAUAUAAUAAUGUUGAUUACAAUUUAAGUACUAAAAUGUUUUCAAUGACUUCUGAAAGCAAUUAUAUGCCACAAAGUAUCAUGGAUAAUCAAUAUAUUACUAAUAAAUGUGAUAAACAAUUUCGUACAAUUAAACAACUGAGAAAUGAUACAGCGGAACAUUCAUAUAAAAAUGAAUUUUGCAAAAAUAACACUAAUGUAUUAUUACGCAGAGCUCAUAAUGAUUUAUUACAAGAACAAUAUAUCGAUUCAGAAAACAACACUUCUUUCCAGAAAAUUGAUAAUAUUACUGUUUUAUCAGAUCAUCAGUCUUACCAUAAAAAGACUAAUUUUAUUAAUAAACCAAAUUAUGAUCAAAUCAACAUACCAUCUAAUAUUUAUGAUUCACUGAUUAAAAACUUAGAAAAUAGUAAAUAUUCCAUUUAUGUUUGCAAAAAUGAAAAAAACGUAAAAGAUAAAAGGAAAAAACUAAAAAUCAAUAAAGUAUCUAAUAUGCAAAUAAACGGUAAUGAAAUUGCUUUUAAAUCUAAAAGCGCAAAAAGUAAAGCCUUAUUUCUUUCUAAUCAAUUUAAAGAUAAUGAGCGUGAACUUUUUGAAAAAUACAAACAAUCCGAAAGAAGUUUUAAAAAAUUUUCUAAACUUAUGAUUAAGAAUCGAAUACCACAAGUUAUAAAAAGACUUAAAAUAUCUAACUUACCUACUAACUUAAAGCUUAAAACAAUUCUUACUUUAACUAGUCUUUCACAUUUUUUAAAUACUAUUAAUUCAAUUCAUAUAAAGAUAGAGCGAAAAUCAAUACAGAUUUUUUUAUCAUCGUUGGAUCUAGCAUAUGAAAAAAUUAGCAAGUAUGCCGACAUUCCUACAAAACUUUUGAUUUUUAAAUCAAAUUUUAACGAUUUACAUAUGGUUGGCAAUAAAUUCAUUUGUCAGGCUAAUUUUGAUGUUUAUAAAAUUGAAUGCUUGCUAAUUUAUAUCAAUGAGAGAUUUAAUUCUUUUCAACGAAAACUUAUAAAAUUGAGAGAUAUUUUUGAACAAAAAGAUAUUUACAAUUAA
This is a messenger RNA of Vairimorpha ceranae, 1299 nucleotides long. RefSeq lists its product as hypothetical. Lineage: Eukaryota; Fungi; Microsporidia; Nosematidae. The transcript has a single exon. Bases 1 to 1299 code for a protein of 432 amino acids. The record is from RefSeq and is a predicted model, not a curated record.